Molecule: messenger RNA, 1897 nt
Organism: Cryptomeria japonica (Japanese cedar)
Lineage: Eukaryota; Viridiplantae; Streptophyta; Pinopsida; Cupressales; Cupressaceae
Product: probable arabinosyltransferase ARAD1
Exons: 4
Coding region: 43-1389 (448 amino acids)
Molecular function (GO): glycosyltransferase activity
Source: RefSeq, a predicted model, not a curated record
GUAGUAACACCUCUACGAAAGAGCCACGCAAAUCUGCUAUUUAUGAAAGAUCGAGCCAUGCGAAGGAACGAACCUUGGAAGAGAAUGGGCAAGCGCAGAUCCAUUCUGAGCUCCGUUCUAGUGGCGGCCUGUGUGAGCUUUUUGGUGGUGUACAACUAUCUCCUUUCCACCUCGCUGCCUCCUCAACAACUUCAUUCGCUUAGACACAUGCACUCUUCUCUGCCGGUCAAAAUUUUCAUGUACGAUCUACCGUACAACUUCACAUAUGGCGUCAUAGAACAGUACCUUGCGGCCCGCGGAGUCCCCAUAAAAAACCAUUCGGACCUCCACUACCCCGGCAAUCAGCACAGCGCCGAGUGGUUCCUCUUCCGCGACCUCCUCCGCCCCUCAGAUGACAGAAGAUCAAAUUACGUAUCCGUCACUUUGGAUCCCUUUGAGGCCGACCUUUUCUACGUGCCCUUCUUUUCGUCCUUAAGCCUGGUAGUGAAUCCCGUCAGACAAGAAGCAGGGGAUAAUUCAUACAGUGACGAUGAAAUGCAGGAGCAGCUGGUUGCUUGGCUGGAGAAGCAGCACUUCUGGCGGAGGCACCGAGGGCGGGACCAUGUGAUCGUGUGCCAAGACCCCAAUGCGCUUUCUAAGGUCAUUCACAGGCUGGAGAACGCCGUGCUUCUUGUUUCGGAUUUCGGUAGAUUGAAGGCGGAACAGGCUUCUCUCGUCAAGGAUGUGGUGAUACCGUAUUCUCACCGUAUUAAUGUUUAUAAUGGAGAUAUUGGGCUUCAGAAAAGGCAUUCUUUGUUGUUUUUCAUGGGGAACAGGUUUAGAAAGGAGGGUGGAAAGGUGCGGAAUAUACUAUUUCAGACACUGGAGGGUGAGGAUGAUAUGAUAAUAAAGCAUGGGACACAAUCAAGAGAAAGCCGGCGUCUAGCGACUCAAGGAAUGCACACAUCAAAAUUCUGUUUGCAUCCCGCAGGAGACACACCUUCUGCAUGCCGUUUAUUUGAUGCUAUAGUGAGCUUGUGUGUACCAGUCAUUGUCAGUGAUGAUAUUGAAUUGCCUUUCGAAGAUGUGAUAGACUAUUCAAAAAUUGCAAUCUUUGUAGCAUCUUCUGAUGCGGUGCAACCAGGAUACUUGGCAUCAAUGUUGAGGAGUGUGACCUUAGAGCAGAUUCUUCAAUAUCAAAGAGAACUGAAAAAGGUGAAAAAAUAUUUUGAUUAUUUGGAGCCUGAUGGAGCAGUCAAUGAAAUUUGGCGCCAGGUGGCUUCAAAGGUUCAUUCUAUAAAAUUAAUGAUUCAUCGGGAGAAACGCAUUGUCAAAAAAGAGGAGGCUAAAUUAGAUUGCUCGUGCCUCUGUUUAAAUAGAAAUUAUUCCUCACAAACUGGAUUGCAAUGAGACAACACCAACAUAAUUCUUCAAGCGUACAUCUCUCGCGAGCUUAUUAUCUCCAUAACGCGUGGGAUAUGACAGUUGAUCAAUUGUAAAGAAAUAAGGUUCAAUUUUGUGAUGCUACUCACAGGAAAAUCUGAUGGCUAUACCCCUAGCUAACUCUGUAAGAUCUCUUCUUCUGUUUAUGGAUCUUAUGUCAACUGAUGCAAUAGUUUUGUAAGGAUGAGGUGAUAUUCUAUUCUGAGCUCAUGGAUGGUUGAUCAGUCUUAUAGUCUGGUGCAAUGAUAAACUGAUAAAUUUCAGUUUUGGUCAACACCAGAAGGAAGAGUGCAAAACUGGAUGAAGGGAAUCAUCUGUUGUACUUUAAUUAACUGUCUAGCAUGAACAACUACUUAUUGAUCAACCAAAGACAACUGCUCUGCCAUGGGCCUUCUUAUUAUUCAGACUACAACAAAUUUUUACUGAUUUGUUACUUUUUUCAUUUAUUAAUUUUUUGAGCUGAAAUUCUCAGACA